Molecule: messenger RNA, 1427 nt
Organism: Penaeus monodon (black tiger shrimp)
Lineage: Eukaryota; Metazoa; Arthropoda; Malacostraca; Decapoda; Penaeidae
Product: low-density lipoprotein receptor-related protein 4-like
Exons: 7
Coding region: 44-1132 (362 amino acids)
Cellular component (GO): plasma membrane
Molecular function (GO): protein binding
Source: RefSeq, a predicted model, not a curated record
CAUCUCGCAGGCGACGCGGUCUCGGAGCCUCGAGUCGACGACGAUGGCGAAUCCAGUAAGGCUUCUGCUGCUGGCCCUCGUGCUGCUGACGGCGCUCACAGAUGGCGCCGUGAUAAAAAAAGAGAGCGAGCGGGCUUCGAACUGCGCUUCGGGGUAUCACGAGUGUAUCAAUGGAAACUGUAUUCCGAACUUGUGGGUUUGUGAUGGUUAUCCGGAUUGCUCUCACGGCGAGGACGAGGAUAACNGUAUAUAUUCAACUUCAUCGUGGCCCACAGACACCAGCUCAGCCUGUAGUGGCUUCGUCUGCUACAACGGCGACUGUAUUUCCCAAAGCCAAGUGUGUAACGGCUAUUCCAACUGCCCUUGGGGGGAGGACGAGGAGCAGUGCGGAGUUUCCACGACGGGAUGUGAAUUCUCAUGCUGGAACGGCAUAUGUAUCCCCGGCUCCUGGGUAUGUGAUGGGUAUGCCGACUGCCCAGGAGGCGAGGACGAAUACUGCGCAAGCACCGACUCAUCGUACUCCCCGACCACCGACUUCCCCCAGACCACCCCCUCCUUCCCGACCACCGACUUCCCCCAGACCACCCCCUCCCCCCCGGCCGAAUGCCCCUCCCCAUUCGACGCGGUGGGCGGCAAGUGCAUCCUGGUGGACAUCUUCGAGUCGGUGACGUGGGCGGAGGCCAGGUACCUGUGCGAGAAGUUCGAGGCCGACCUGGUCACGCUCGAGUCGCUGGGUUUCUACGCGGAGCUGCUGGACUUCUUGAACUUUAAAGGUCUGGCUGGACACGAUUACUGGGUGGGCGCCAACGACACCGAGACGGAGGGAGAAUGGGCGUGGCUGAAUGGGACGCCCGUGAGAAUGGGCACGCCUCUGUGGGCGCUGUACCGUUACAGUAGCAAUGACUAUGAGCAGGAGCCGACCUCUAGCGGCAGCGACAGCGGCGACUGCGCCUUCAUGGACAAGUCCCGCUUCCUGUACCUGGACGACGGCGAAUGCGGGAGCACGAAGGCCGCCAUCUGCCAGAAGCCGGAAAGCCUGAGCCAUUACCCAAGAGGAAACCUAGACGCCGUCACUGAUACCCCUUCGCCGAGAAACCCUGCGUUAGCCGACGGCGACGCUAAGCACUCGUAAACGGGAUAUCAGAAAGACAUUCAUGCUUAAUCCUCACAGAAAGCCCCUUAGAUAUAGAAUCCUUUGGCUUGAUUUGACUUCUUGUUAUUGUUGUUGUUAAUGGAAUGUGACUCACGGGUAUCUCUCAUUCCGCCCCGGCGCCGUUAGAGGACUGGGAACGCGAAGCAACAGACUCUGUUAACCAAUAAAUGAUGCACCAGGGGAAAAAAAAAACCUUUCACUGCCAACUGUUAACAAAAAUUCUACGUAAGAUUAUCUGAUAUUGGAGGAAAUAUACAGAGAAGAGACUCACAUG